Messenger RNA from Octopus sinensis (East Asian common octopus), 3286 nucleotides. RefSeq names its product zinc finger protein 729-like. The coding region runs from base 209 to 3148 and encodes 979 amino acids. Gene Ontology annotation, cellular component: nucleus. Gene Ontology annotation, biological process: regulation of transcription by RNA polymerase II. Gene Ontology annotation, molecular function: RNA polymerase II cis-regulatory region sequence-specific DNA binding; DNA-binding transcription factor activity, RNA polymerase II-specific. The record is from RefSeq and is a predicted model, not a curated record. NCBI's taxonomy places the organism in Eukaryota, Metazoa, Mollusca, Cephalopoda, Octopoda, Octopodidae. The transcript is spliced from 3 exons.
AGGAAUUCAAACGGAAGACGCUGCUUACAUUGGAGAUGGUUGCGUCAACAAACGGCACGAAAGCGUCAGAUAGAGAAAAGAUUUGGAUUUAACAUUAACAUAUAAAGAAAGGAGGUCAUUAAACAGCUUAUAUAUUCAGAUCGGAAGGACUUCGUUGAGUUUCAAAUGUAAUCGGUGCGAUGAGAAAUUCCGAACUUUCAUAUCUUUAAUGAAACACAGAAACGUUCCGUCCAAAUAUAAUGACCGAAAAUGCGGGGAUAUUUUGCCGAAGAUUUGCCUUUCAGCCAGUAUGGUUGACUUUUUAAAACACAAUCGAAAUAUUAAACUAUUCCAGUGCAAGACAUGUCAGAAAGACUUCUCUCAUAUUACUUACUUCUUGGUUCAUUUACGAAUUCAUAGCAAACAAGCUCCCUACAUAUGUGAUUACUGUUCUAAAACAUUUAUUAUUGGCUUGAAUCUUCAGAGGCACCUGGAGAGUCACAAGACAGAUGUUCUGCAUCUCCCUAAAUGCGAAAGCUGUUCAAAUGAUAUUGAUAAACUUAUGAAGUUAUUUAAAGUCGAUUCUUAUUCAAAUUGUUGUCGGUGCCCUUUCUGUUAUAAAAAUAUUAAAGCUGAUAAAAAUUUCACGGUAGCACAUUUAAGAAGUCACUUUCCAGAACACUCCACUUGUGCCAAAUGUAACUUCAGAAUUAUCCAUUACAAAAAGAUAAUGAGAAAGUUGAAAACAAAAGUCCUUUUACAAAGUACCCAUCGCUCGCUUAAGAGAAUAGGUCGAACGGGUAUUUCCGUGAUAGAAUGCGAACGCUGUGGUGAAUGGUUCAAGCGGAACCAGCUUGCAAUACAUUUAAUCUCCCAUUCAAUGGAGCAACUUCACUGUAUGUAUUGUGAUGUAAUCUUCAGAAGUCGUUAUUUACUAAAGAAACACGAGGCAACUUGUGAAAAUAAAGAUGUAAUUGCUAAAUCAGAAGGAAUGUCUAUGAAAUCGGACUUGCUAAAAGAGAGAAACAACCUCAAGCAAUGUCCUUUUUGCUCCCAAAUUUUUUUAUCUUUCACAACGUUGAAAAUGCACUUACCGACUCAUGCAGAAAACUAUGCUUUGAAACCAGAUUUUGAAUCAUUAGAAGAGGAUCCAGACGAAACAAAUUUGGAAACAAGCUCGGAACGUAUCCGAGCCCUCAGUUGCAUAAAUGGUGAAACCAAGACUAACGGGUCUAGUGUGAGGAAUUUAAAACCAAAUGCGUUUAACCACUGUAGUUUUUGCUCAGCUAUUUGUCAAAAUGUACCAGAACGGAAACUUCAUGAAAUGGACCAUUACGAGAUUCCAGCAUCUUAUUCUGAAUUUUACUCGAAUGAAUAUAAAAUUCAACAUCACUCAAAUUUGCUUUAUCAGUGUAAAUAUUGCAGGAAAGUUUUCAUGAGCGCCUGCAACUUUAAUUCCCAUAUAGACUGUCACUUUAGUAAGCCGCCAUUUUAUUGUAAAGUCGGCCGCGAAGUUUUUACGAGUCCAGACGGUUUUGACCACGAGAAAGACCACUCGAUAUUACAAACUAGAGAUAAUUCUCAUGCUGUUUCAUCCAGUUCUAUCCGUUUGUGUGAAAUAUGCGGAGAAAUUUUCCAUAAUCUAAAUAUUUUCAAAAAACAUUUAAAAUCUCAUGAAAUGAAGUGUAUUAAUUGUUCGACGCCCUUUUCCACAGAUAAAUCGCUUCAUGACCACAUGAAACAUUUAGUACCAAUAACAGGCGAUAACGAUCGAUCAAGACCUGCUCCUCCGAGAGAGAACAUAGAUGUCGAAUUAACUUUAGCAAAUGCCAAGAACAACAGGUUUCCGAAAGCCGAGACAUACACUUUUUCAGGUCCAGAUAAAAGAAAUCUUUCUGUCUCAUCCCAAGGUUAUGAAACUGGUCUGGAUUUUGUUCCUUUCUAUAAAAAUAGACCAAACUUAAUUCCAUCUUCUCCGUAUCAAUUCGAACCACCCAAAGUUUCCAGUUUUUGUGAGAGACGACUUCUACAAACCGGAAAGAAUACAAAUUAUUAUAACCCACUGCUGUUGCAAAAAAACAAGAGCGAUAGUAAUUUUUCAGUGGCUGGCAGCAAUGGUUUCUCUCGCUUUAAUGAUGGAAACGAAGCAUAUAGACCCAAGCCAACUCGCGUGAAUAUCAAUUGUAAUUUUUCUAGUCGAGAGGAAAUAGGUCUUCCCCACAAAAGUGUUAAUAGCCCAGUAAAUGAAAACUUAGGUAUGGAUAACUUUAAUGCUUUCAAAUCUAUGAACACUGUUGCUGCAUUUGAGCCACUCAAAAUAGAACCGACUAACUCCCGGUAUCAGAAUCAUUAUUCUUGCAGCAGAAAUAAACUAGAAUCAUCAAAUAUUUUUGAUAAUAAACAAGAAUGUGGUUUAAUUUUAGACAUUCCAUUUGAUAAAUAUCCCAACGCUUUAGACUUCAGGGAUGAAAACCAACUUAAUAAUCAGAAAGAAAAUGAAAACAACUCAGUUUUGAUUCAAGCAGGUUCAAGCUCCACUGGAAUGUCUCACUUUAAGGAAAACAAUUGUUUAGUUAUUGAUACAAAUGAUAGUAGCUUAGAGCAAAGUAUUUGUGAAAAUUGGGAAUCUAAACAAAAGGGAAAAGAUUCUGAUAAAUUUCAGCUGAAAGAGCACACUGCAUUAGUAUCGGCUUCUCCAUUGCAAAAACAUCCGAGUAAGAGAUAUCAACCGGCUGAUAUCUACUUUUCAAAAUCCAGCACAAUAAAGGAAGAGUUAGGAUGUCUGUCGAAGUCUAAAUCAAAAAAUAUCUACAGCGAGUAUAAUUUUCCAAAAUAUUCGAUUUCACUUGAAAACAAAUCACUAUAUGCUACUUCUCAAUCCAACAAUUGUCAAGAUAAAGAAAGUACCUGUCAAAACAGAAGGAAUUUCUUAAAAAUUCCCGAAGUACAUUCAAACUGGAACAAUAACGGAAACAUAUCAGAAAAAUUGAUGAUUACAAAAAUGUCCAAAACUCCAAUAAAAAAGGGUGACGCUGGCUGUCAUGCGUCAGUGAAUGAAAACCACUUCAGUGACGCGAAUAACAAUACAUUAUGCGACAAUCUGACAGAUUACACACACACUACGUUAGCGACAUCUUGUGAUCGCGAAGAAAACUUUUCUUUUAUAUAACAUCCCAAUCCAAACUAGCUGCCUUCGUUAGGUAACAAAGAAGAGGGAUAACAACUUAAGGACUUUAAAGUUUAUCGGAAUAGAUAAACAAUAUAUUUUUGUUUGAUUCUCUAUAACGGUGUCUUUUUUUCAGCCUGC